Molecule: messenger RNA, 9567 nt
Organism: Candoia aspera
Lineage: Eukaryota; Metazoa; Chordata; Lepidosauria; Squamata; Candoiidae
Gene: CFAP47
Product: cilia and flagella associated protein 47
Exons: 65
Coding region: 1-9567 (3188 amino acids)
Biological process (GO): cilium assembly; sperm axoneme assembly
Cellular component (GO): cilium
Molecular function (GO): protein binding
Source: RefSeq, a predicted model, not a curated record
AUGAGUUCCCGGAGAGGCGAGCAAGGGGGUGGUGGGACCAUGGAGGUAACCGCAGCAGUCUGGGACGUCGCCGGUGUGCGCAUUACGCCCCGCGAGCUGCGCUUUGUGGACGCGGUGCCAGGAAGUUGCUACCGAGCGCUGCUUAGCAUCCAAAACCUACAGACGCACAGCUGUUCACUUCAUUUACUGCCUCCAGGACGGCCUCAGUUCAAACUAAUUGUGGAAAAUCCAAAGAAACCUGUUGCUUCUGGUCUUCACAUAACAGCCACUGUGGAAUAUCAUCCUAACAGUGAGGAAGACCUUCAUGAUAGGCUCCUCCUUCAUGUAGAGAAAAAAAUAAUUGAGAUUCCUUUGAUAGGAUUACACCCAUGUUGUUGCUUAGAAAUUGAACCUGAGAUAAAUUUUGGAACAAUAAUUGCAAACAGUAAAAUAAUACAUGCAAUAACCAAAAUAACAAACUAUGGAUCAUACCCAGGUACAUUUGACAUAAAAUAUAGAGGAAGUGUUCCAAUUAUUAUAGCACCAGUCAGUGGCGUGAUAGAACCAAAAACAAUAAAGUUGAUUAAAGUGGAGAUAUGUACCGAUGUACCCAAAAUAAUUAAUCAACCAGCCAUUGUGGAGUUGCAGGGACGGCCCACUGCUGAAAUAAGGAUCAAAGCCAAUAUUGUGGAACAAGUUCUUGAGGUUUUAGGUGCACCUCACUCAAAUACUAUCCAGUGUGUUAACUUUGGAUGUGUCUACUUUGGAACUUCCAAGAUGGAAGAAGUUAUUCUUCACAAUAAAAGUCCAGAGCCUAUGGAUUGGGUGGCAAUCUUGCUGGACAAUGCUGUUGGUGGAGAGAUGGGCACAGAUAUUCGGAAGAGCUCAUAUGCUGCUUUAAAAGAUUACCCUGGUGGAAAACAAGGAACAGAUGUUUGCAGUCUGAUUACAUGCAUUCCUAAUGAAGGAAUGCUACAACCUUAUCAGAAAACUGUGAUUUUUCUUUCUUUUAGUCCAGAGCUGCUGGAAAUGGACAGGGACCUUGACAAAACUCCAUCACGAAAAGAUUAUGCUAUCUUUCUGAAAUUUGAAGCCGUAGGAAGUAAAGAUGAUUUCUUACACACAAUGUCUGGUGCUAAUAUACCCGCCCAAGCCCGGAAUCCUCAUUGUGUUGAAUUGGGACUGAUAGGCUCAGGGCUUCCAGUCAUGUUGACAUUCAUCCCAGGACCAGUGGUCAAUUUCAGAGAGUGUUACUUUGGUGAACAUACAGAUCUUGUUUGCACACUCAAAAAUGAAUGCGAUGUUCUUCCAGUGACAUUUGUUUUUCAUAAGAUUGCGCAUUAUAAUAUUUGCCCUGAAAAGGGAAAAAUAAAAGCGAAGUCUGCGAAGGAUGUGAUAUUUUCAUUUAUUCCACGGCAUAUAGGAACCUUCACAGUGAGGCAGAAAGUAGAUAUCAUAGGACCAGUAGCAAAGAAAGAUGACUUUCCAGUUUUAGAAAUGAAACCGUUUCAUCAAAUACACUUAGUUUUUUCUGGCCUCUGCAAGUCAGUAUCCACAAAAGUUGUGCUGAAAAGCAACCCUGGUUUAACACCAUUGAUUUCCAAUGCCACGGGGAUAUUUAUAGCUAACAAGGGGGAUCAACAGAGUGAUUUUGCACCAGUUGCACUGCUUAAGUCAGAGAAGACACAAUUACAUGCUCACCGGAUUAAUAGGAACUUAAGUAAUGCCCUAGUAGCUCUUCCUAACGAUCGUCCAGCCAGCAUAAGACCUGCUGAGUUGCAUAAGGAUUACAGGACUAUUUUCACAAAAGUUCCCAGAUAUUGUUACAUAGAUCCAGAGUUUUCUUACACAGUAUAUGAAGAACUGGAAAAGCAAGUGAAUAAAGACUAUUAUGCAGACUAUAUUCACAAUUUAAGAAAGCUUCGUUUAAAUAAAAAAGCUGCCCAAAUCUUCAAAAUGCUUAAUAAUCCUGUGGACAUAGGAUUAAACCCAGCAUCAGGGCUGAAAUCUCCUAAGAUCAGAAUUUUAAAGCAUGAUAGCAUGGACAAACAAGCAGCUUGUGUAAAUGGAAAUACCCUGUUAACUAGUAAACAGCUAGCAGAAACUGAAUCUAGGUCUAUACAAAAAGAGGUGAAUGGUGGACUUAAUCCUGAACCAUUGUCUCAGCAAGAAAUUGAAGACUGUAGUCUAAUUUUGACACCAAAACAGCUUCACCAAAUAGUCAUUGGUCCCUCCACUAUUGACUUUGGAGAAGUCUGUGUGCAUUCUACAACUACCAGAAAAAUGCAUAUCAUAAAUAACCUACCUGUGCAUAUAUGGAUAAAAGUAGAAAUUAAAAGUGAAGAACUGCAACAGACUAGUCCUUUGUCGCAUGUCAUGACACCUUUUAUGAAAACUUGUAUUCCUGUGGUGUUUGAGAGGGACACAUUGGGGAACUUUAAAAAGUCUUUCAUGUAUUCAAUAAACCAACACCAUGUUGGACAUAUUUUAGUGAUAGCAAAAAUUGUCCCUGUGGCCUUGGAGCUAUCUACGAGGGAAUUGACUUUAAACCCUGCUUUUAGCUUCCUAGCAAAAACUGGAUUUAGAACAACAGUCACUCUAUAUAAUCGAAAAAACUACCCUGCAAAAUUUACCUGGAAGUCUGUCAUCACAGAUAAAGGAAUGGGAUUUUCCAUCUGCCCAGACAAAGGUAUAGUGGAAGCAAGUAAAGAUCUAGAAUGUGAAGUUGUUUGGCAUUCAAGUUUCUCCUCUUCAACAACUGGAGAAUUUGACUUGUGUGUGCAUGAAGGAGAAACACUUAGACUAAAAUGUUUUACAAAGCUUGGCUCUACCAGUGUUCAGUUUAAGGAGCAAAGGAUCACCUUUAAUCAUGCUCCUCUCCAUUUAGCCACCUACAGAACAGCUGUUCUUCAAAACUUGGGACAUAACCAUGCAUAUUUCCAGGUCCUUGAUGUCAAUCCAAUUCCUGGAAUGAUUAUAACUCCUUUUCAGGGUGUAAUACCUGUAGGAGGCCGCACUGACAUUAAAAUUUACUUCAAACCCAAUGCAUUAAUGAAAUUUGACAGCAGAGUAGAGGUAGCAAUACGCAAUGGAAAAUCUUUGGAACUUAGGAUUGGUGGAUCUGUAGAGGUUCCUGACAUACAUAUAAGUGUGUGCUCUUUUAACUUCCCUGGUGUUUAUGUUGAUUCUACUCAAAAAAUUCCAUUUUCUAUUGAGAACAAAGGAAAGUCAUAUACUAAAGUGACAAUAGAUUUGUCUGAACAUGAUGGCUUUACUCUACAUUUUCCACCAGAUUUGCAAAAUAUGUCACAGAAAUCUCGAAUAUAUUGUGUGACUAUAGAAGCCAAUACUAUUUUGGAAUGUUCUCUGAAUUUCACACCAAAAGAAGUGGCAGCAUAUGACUUUAAUCUUCCAAUAAAAAUUAAUGCUGAUGAAACUCAAUGUUCAACGAAAGCUUCAAAAAAGUUAAGUCCUGCUAGUUCAGCAAAGCAUAUGGUUGUUCCUCGGCCUCAGUCAUUGACUAUACCUAUUCAAGUAUGCAAAGUUCAAGCAACUGUGUUACAGCCACCACUGCACAUACAUCCUUCAGAGCUCAUCUUUCAAUAUAGUGUAAAAAGUAUCAACUUGGGUGUUAUAAGUGACAGCAGUAAUAUAAAGAAACUACAUUUGAAAAAUAUCUCAGAGAAACAGAUUACCUGGCGAUUUGAUCUUAAUACUUCAAGCAAAGCAAUAGAUGAUGGUAUCUUCAAAUUUAGUUUACAUACUGGGAUUCUCUAUCCAGGACAAAGUACAGCUGUUACUAUAUGCUUCUGCCCAUAUUGUCCUGGAAUAUACACAGCUCAGCUGCCUGUAUUUUUAAAUGAUGAGAUACCUGUUUAUAGAACAAUCACUUUAUCUGGAACAGUGAAAUCACAGAAAAUCACCUUUGAACCCCGACUUUUGAUACUGACUCCUGUUCCUCUCAAUGUUAAAACAGGAGCAGAUGUCUGUAUAAUUCCCCAGGAUUAUUUAAGGCCAUCAGUUUUACAAGUUGAAAUUCCAGAACUUGACUCUGGAGAUUAUGAUGGUGGUGGUGGUACCAGUGCUGAACAGACUCAUCCCUUAACUGUGGAUUUUCCAGAUGGCAAUAAGAUUGAAAUAACACCAGAAGGAAACAGUAUUGGGUUCAGCUGCCAUGUCAAUUUCAUUUCUUCAAAGCCAUUGUCUUUUUUGAAGAAUCUAUUUUUUGUUGAUGAAGAAAGAAACAGAUUCUCACUUCAAGUGUCUGCAACAGCAGAGAAUUGUCUUCUUACAGUGUAUCCCUAUUUGGCCUACCACCUUACUGACCAACAAAUUGUCUUGGAAAGUGAUUCUAAUAAGAUAAUUUACAGCACUGGAGAUACUUUGCAGCAUCCAUGUUACAUUCCUGGAACAUGUUCACAAUCUUCUUCCAGUACUUUCGAUCCAGUUACCAACUCUGCUUACGAAAAUUCUGUUGCAGAACUGGAAAAUAUUAUUGAAAAUGAAAAGAUAAAGAAGAGGGAGCCUAUCAUCCAAAGUGAAGCUAGGAGGAAUGCAUUUGAUGGACUAGUUUUUCCUGCAGAAGACAGAGCAGAAUAUGUCUUUUUCCAGAAAAUUAUAAUGGCAGUUCAGAACUGGUUUACUCUUUUUGGUUGGUCUAAAGGACCAAAUCCAAUUUCAAUUCCAUAUUCCCUAAGACGUGAUAUUUGUAAAAUUCAAAUGACUUCAUCAGAUGAAAAACUUAAACUAAAUCUUAGUAAAGAUAUCAAGACAAUUUAUGAUAUGUUGCUUCAUUUAAGUGGACAAUUAUUGCCUGGAAUCAGUUCAAGUCAAGCUUUACCUUUUGAUCCCAUCCAGCGAGUGGUGCAGCUUCACUGGCAACAUUCUACAAUGAUCACUUUUCUCAAAAGUCAAGGAGCAUCUCUUUCCCACAUUAUGCCUCAGUUUCUUCUUGACUUUGAAGAUUAUACAAUAUGGACCCAUUUACAGCUUAUGGUGAAGAAUCAAAAAUCUUGUGAAGGUGACAGUUAUAUUUAUGUUUUGAAUGACUCUGUCUUUGAGGCUGUGAGUAAGCGAGCCUGGACAGAUGUACUACUUCAAAUAUACAAGAUUCUGAUUCUCCAGCGAGUCUCUGUUCCUGAGGACAUUAGUCAGGCCAAUGCAGAAGAUGCAGAACACCUUCCAAAAAUAAGCAUUGAUCCUUUGUCAAGUAAUAUAUAUUCUUCAUCUGAAAGAAUUCUUCUUAUUUGGAUGAACAGACAUUUUGAGAAGACACGAACAAUCAUGUGGAAAAACUGCAAAAAAGGGGAAAUACCUCCAACAAGAUGGAUAGUUAACUUCGAUAGAGAUCUCCUCGAUGGCCUUGUCCUUGCUGCACAAGUAGCAAGCUAUUGCCCUUAUUUGAUUUCAACUCACUUUGUGAAUAUGUACACUCAUCCAGCAUGUUCUGAACAAUUAUUUCACAAUGCCUUGAUACUUGUAAAUGCUUUUCAUGCAAUAAAUCUUGACAUAGAUAUAGUGGCUGAAGACAUUUGUGAUCCAAAUCCAGUCAUGAUGCUUAUGCUUUGUGUCUAUUUAUAUGAGCGGCUUCCUCAGUAUUUACCCAAGAAAACACUUGAGUUUGCUGGCCAACUUCAUGCUACUAUUCUUAGAAAGAUACAGUUGAAAAACCCCAGCACAAAACCCUUGGUAUACAAUGCUACAAUUUUAGGAAGAGAAUCUGCUGCUUUUUCAUUACCUAAAGGAAAUACUGUCACAAUUUCUCCAAAGAGCCAAGUAAAAGUAAAUGUGGAAUUUACUAGCCGUUUCCUGUAUCCUGCUGAAGCUGUGCUUUUGCUUGUUUCAAAAGCUUUAACUGGAGUAGGAGGCGUUACAAUGGCAUUUUCUUUGAAGACAAAGAUUAGCUAUGUCAAACCUACUGGCAUAUUAAAAUGCAAAUCUUCAUGUUAUGAGUUGAAAAAAUAUAGUCUACAAGUUACUAGUCCUUUCAAAACUGAUGGGCCAUUCAGUGUCAUUUUAAUUGAAUCAGUAAGUUGCAUCAUGGAUCCUGAGACACUUGAUCACAUCAGCAAAAUAAAGCAAGGAAAAAUUAAAAGUUCUGAAGCAGAUAUCCCAAAGUGUUCACAUGAUGUGAUAGGUGUAUGUGGAUUUUAUAAUCAGGAGGAAAACUCCAGUGCUGCUAAUGAGUCCAACUGCUUGCAAGAGUUUUUUAGUCCAUUGGAUACAAUAUUUCUGGACCAAGAGAAUUCUACCACCCUUGAUCUCCACUAUCUUCCUUUUAAGAUGGGAAAACGUUACUGUGUGAUAAUUUUGGUCAAUGAACAGAUUGGGGAAUUUCUGUAUUUGGUGGAGGGAAUAUGUGGCUUGCCAUUGCCUUCAAGCCUAAUUCCAAUGGACAGCCCAAAUGUUUUGUGCAUUAAUAGCAUAUGUGAAGGUCAGAGAGAAACACCGCCAGUUCUUUAUCUGAAGUGUCACCUUACUGAUAUACUUCAAGAAAAGCUGAAGGUCCCUUUGAUCAAUGAAGCUAGAGAGAAAGCUCUGGCUAUCGCAGCACAGCAACAUAUGUCUGCUCUGGAAUAUGAGCGCAGAAGGGCUACAGGAACCCUUGAGAGCUGUAGCGUUCGAGUUGCAGUUGCAGCUUUAGGACUGUCAAGAGUUGAGGAAAAUGUUCUGCACAACUAUCCUUUAUUUUCUGAAAAAUGUAUUGAAUAUAGUGUUGAAGUGAGCAUGCCUGAAUGUUUUGAAAUUCCUUCAAAAAUAUACAUACCAGUGUCAGCAUCAAGCAGAGUUAAUUCCUCAAAGGCUAGAAAAGAAGACCAUUGGCUUGACAAAGAAGCAGAAGAUGCAGUUGAACUUCCUCUAAAGUUUACGCCCCUGUAUGCUGGUCGAUAUCCUUGCCAUAUCCUUCUGGAAUCUAAGUAUGACAUCCGCCUCUUUAAGAUAGAAUGCGUGGUGAACACUGAUACUGCUGAGGCUGAACUAGAGUUUUUAACUCCAGCACAUCAAGCAGUGACGCAAGACAUCCCAAUAACUAAUAAGAGUCAACAAGAUUGGAAGCUUAAAGCAGAUUUAAACGGAUAUAAUUUUUAUGGUCCUCCUCUUAUGUAUGUAGCCCCAGGUGAAACAACUCUGUAUACCCUCAUGUUCAAGCCUACUGCUGAAUGUGUAACUGUGGGGAAGCUUACUUUACAAAAUGAAGCGGAUGGUACAGAUCAUGUCUUUGUCUUGAAAGGGAUUGCAACAAAACCAUUGGCUCUGGAUCAUAUUAAGAUAGAUUGUCAAGUUAGACAAAUUACACGGAAGGUCAUAAUGGUGCCAAAUUUUACCAAGAAUGAAUUGAUAUAUAAGGUAUCUUCAGAUCUUCCGAUAGUGAGUGGUGAAAUGACUUUGAAGGUAGAACCUGGUGAUACAGCUGCCUAUAUUCUGAAUAUAUCUCCAUGGAAACGUGGGAAAUUUAAUGGUAUAAUUGUAUUUGUUGCUGAAGAUAGAGAACAGCAGCAGUAUCAACAAAACUAUUUACUGGAGGAGCCAGAUGGUGUUCAGUACUCUUGGAAAUCAUCAACAGAGAAGCUGGAAACAGGCAACAGAGAAAAUACUGAAUACAAGUCAUCAUGCUGCAAAGUGUGGUUCUCCUUGGACAUACAUAGUAUGCCAUCACAACCAGAAAAAAUUCUGGAUGUGGAAUGUGCAGUUCUGGAUACUACUGUCAUUGAAAUUCCAAUAACUAAUCCCACAGUUGAUGUUCUGCCAUUAGAUGUAGAAUUAAUAGAUUCUACUAUACUUAGUGGUGAAAACAAGCUUGUUCUUAAACCAAAUGAAACAUUACGUUAUGAAGUAAAGUAUUCUCCAGCUACCACUGGCGAUAUGGAUGGAAGUGUUAUAUUUACAUCAGAGAAGUUAGGAGAGUUUUGGUAUGCAUUGAAACUGAAGGGACAGAAACCUUGUCCAACAAGAUUGCCUGAAGUAGAGUGUGAACUUGGAAAAUGGGUCCAUCAGUAUAUUCCUCUGGUUAACCCUACAUAUGAAAUUCUGGAACUGAAAUGCGUGAACAGCAAUCCAGGCCAUUUUUCAGUGGAAAUUGAUCGCAAAGCCCAGCUGACUGUUGCUCCUCAUUCCACUACUGAAGUAUCAGUUUUGUUUUCUCCAUCAGCACUAGGACGAACAAAUCACACUGCAAGCAUAAUUUUCAAAUGCCCACAGCUUGAAGAAUGGGUAUUUUACUUGUCUGGUAUUGGUCGGAUACCUCAACCAAUGGAACCAGCUAGUGUCAGUUCUUGCCUUGGUCACCAUUCUUCUAUCAUCAUAAACUUCAAGAAUCCUACAUUUGAAGAAGUAGUAGUAGAUGUCCUUUUAACAGAUCAAGAUCAUAUCAUAGAUCAUCCUCAUGCAUCUACAUGCCACCAUUCCAGUAAAGACAGUAUUUUCUGGCUUCCACUCAAGGAAAAAGAAGGAAUAAUUUUACCUCCAAAAAGCAAGCUGGAUAUUCCGGUAUUAUUUGCCCCUCUUUCCAUGAAACUCUAUGAAACUGUUCUUGUUGUUGAGGUUAAGAAGAUAAAUGAAGAAAACUGGACUUACGAUGACACAUUUGAAUCAAGUGAAGGGCUAAACAGGCAAACUGUAAUAAUAAAGGAUGAAGAACUUCAGGGACUCCGCUGGAUCUACCCAAUUUAUGGAAUUCCUGAAGCCCCCCCCUAUGAAUCAGCUCCAGCUGUUGUAUGCUGCCAUGCCCGCAGUAGACUGGAGGAGAAGGUAGAAGUGCUGUUAACUGGUGUGGUUCCUGGGACAACUGGUUCACAAAUACUCCAAGAUACUGCAAUGUUAACUCUUUCUAAGAGCAAGUCAUAUCCAAUUCAUAAUGAAGUUCAAGUCACUGAUGGAUUCUCUACAACAGAUGAAUUUAUGUAUGAAAUUGAGUUUGAAUCUGAAAGAGUGACAUCUCAGCUAAAAUCUACAGUAGCUAUAAACUUGGUAAAGAAAGAGCGAGAUCUGAAAACUGGAAUUGUGACCUUGAUCUUCAAUAUAGUAUUUGCGCCCUUCAAACCAACAAGAAAUCCAGCAACUUUGGUGGUACAGCAUUGCACAGGAGGCAUUUGGAAAUUUCCAAUAUUGUUCAUUGCCACAGAUCCAGAAGUAGAUGAUGUUAUUAAUAUUGAAGCAAUUGGUUUAAACAAGGAGUCUGUUGUCAGCUUUAAGCUUACAAGUCAGACAAGGUACCCGGAGCCUUACACAGCAUACUUUCUACCAGGCAGUGAUCCUGAAUUUGCUGUAUUGCCUCAAGCCGGAGAACUUCUUCCACGUGACACAGCAGGAACCUGCAUUACUGUUGGAUUCAAGCCUAGUAUGUACAGCAAAAAACACCAAGCAACUCUAGUAAUACAGACAGCAGCAAUGCAAUGGAUGUAUGAAAUUAAUGGCCUACUCCCAAAGACUAUCCCACCCACUUCUUCAGCAAAGGUAAUUUGCAGGAAUGCAUACGUGAGAUCAGCAACAGUGCAACAGCGCAACUUUGUACGGGAAAAUAUGAAGCUCUUAUCCACCAGUGUGUCCUCCCCAGUUAAAGGAGCACCUCUCAUUUUAAGAACAAAAUAA